CGAGCAGCAGCUUACACUGGAGCAACACUGCCUCAAUGUUGCACUACAUGGCCUCCAUCUUGUCUAGAGAAGAGCAAUGUGGGAUGACAUUCGUCUUAUGCUACACUGCCUCUUUCUUGUCGACUGCAAGAGAGAGCGGGAAGGGGGGGGGGGGGAGGGGGAGGGCGCGAGGUACAUAAGUAAUAACAAGGACGAUAAUGAUGACGAUCGAAGGGGACAAAAGGAGGCAGAGGAGGAGGGAGAAAAGGAGGAAGAGGAGGAGGGGGGAAAGGAGGACGAGGAGGAGACGAACACACACAAAAGUUAUGCCCGAAAACAAUUUGCGGAGGAGGAGAAGAAGGAAGAGGAAGACGAGAAGGAAGAGGAGAAGAAGGAAGACGAGAAGGAAGAGGAGGAGAAGAAGGAAGAGGAAGACGAGAAGGAAGAGGAGAAGAAGGAAGACGAGAAGGAAGAGGAGAAGAAGGAAGAGGAGGAAGAGGAGGAGGAAGAGGAGGAUGAAGCGGGGGAGGAAGAGGAGGAGAAAGAGGAGGAAAAGGAAGAAGAGGAAGAAGAGAAGGAAGAGGAAGAGGACGAGAGGAGGAGGAAGUGGAGGAAGAGGAAGAGGGGAGGGAGGAAGAGAAGGAAGAGGAGAGGGAGGACAAACAAGAAAUCAUUCGGCUAGAAAAACUAGUAGCAAGCGAACCAUUCGAAAGCAUCUAGGUACUUAGACG
This is a messenger RNA of Chara braunii, 710 nucleotides long. The record is from the annotation of a GenBank genome assembly. Lineage: Eukaryota; Viridiplantae; Streptophyta; Charophyceae; Charales; Characeae.